AUGGCGGUUAAGAAUCUGGAGAAAGGUAUCAAUGUUAGCGGGCGUGUCUGGAAGUCAGAGAAAGAUGCAUUCCGUGCCACGAGUAAAGUGAUCAAGAACAAAAAGCUGACUUCGUGGGAGCUCAAGCGGGAACAGAGACAGCUCGACCAACAGUUCAAGGAGCGCAUGAACGCACUCAAGAAUGAGAAGGAGGAAGAGCGCCAGCAGCGCAUCAAGGCGCUACGGGAGCGUCGCGAGAAGAAGGAAGAGAAGGAGCGCUACGAGAGACUGGCAGCCAGAAUGCACGCAAAGAAGGUGGAGAGGAUGCGCCGCAGAGAAAAGCGGAACAAGGCAUUGAAGGAGCGCUAG
Eremothecium gossypii ATCC 10895 is the source of this 348-nucleotide messenger RNA. It is a transcript of the gene CGR1, whose product is annotated as Cgr1p. The record is from RefSeq and is marked provisional. The transcript has a single exon. NCBI's taxonomy places the organism in Eukaryota, Fungi, Ascomycota, Saccharomycetes, Saccharomycetales, Saccharomycetaceae. Bases 1 to 348 code for a protein of 115 amino acids.